UGGUUCAAUAGAACCACAUUGUUGUUUAUGUUCCACAUAAGCCACCUUCCACUCCUCUUCAUUUAACUCUUAUCAGUGUGAUCCCUCGUUUCCUUUCAUCCUUAUGUUUUUUAUUCAGCUUUUCUGUAAGUCUGUCCCGCUAUUUACCUUAACCCCUGCUAGCGAUAGUGAUUUUUGAGCCACACUCCAUGAAGCUGCUUCUGAAUUAGAAUUAUUAAUAAUUUUCUUACAAUAAUAGUCCCUAGUUUAGGAGGCUGAAUCAUCUAAAUGUCUAUGCUGUCCAACCUCUUCAUAAUUUUAAGAGACCUCAGGGGUGCUCAAUCUCAGACUUGACUCAACCCAUUAAAUCUCUCCUGUUGCAAUGUGUCAGUCUAAUUAUCCAUGUCACUUCCUGUCUCUCAUUACAAUUGUAAAUGUAACACUGAUUGCUUAGAUACCAAACGGACAUUCGAUCAGUAUGUGAAGAGGGCCCUGUCAGUAAUACUCACCUUGUAUAUGUCCGUGUUUCAUAAAUGCAUGGACAAGAGCAACUGAAGACUUGUGACCAUGGAGCGAAAACUCAAGACAGACAACGAGAAGCAAAACUUCUGGAAAGAAAACAUAACCAAAGAGGACCUGCUGAGGCUAUGUUGGCUGAGAGACCACCAGAAAGGCCUCAACAAGACACCAGGCAGACAGACGGAACUUAAGAGUUUUGUGCGACCUCACAUUGAUCUCCAGAAGCAGAAAUCAACGGAGCAGGAGGAGAAGACUUCAGUGACGGAAGGUGACACGGAAAAGCCAAAAGCUGAAGAGAAAGUUGCAACAGUGUCAUAUAGUGACAUGAGGCCUGUCACCCCAGAGGUGCAAGCUCUGCUUUACGAUGGAUUCUCUAAAGAGGAGAAAGGAAGAUACCAAUACCUAAAGGCACGGACAAAGAAAGGGCCUAGUGAAAAAUAUAACCAUGCCAUUACCUCUUCCUGGGAGUAUGGCUGGAAAUUAGGUGAGAAAGUGUCAGCUAAGCAAGGCUAAGACAGUGAUUUCAUUGUUGCUGCUGGGGGCAAGGCUGAGAGUUCAGUUGGGGGAGUCAGUAUUGUUGGGAGUGGAGUAUUAGUCUUGCUGGACAAGGAGUUGGGAUCGCUGUUUCUAGGCAGGGGUCAGUAAUGUUUAGCCCAUCGUCAUGAUGAAAGGGAUUGGGAACUAGUUAGAGGCUGACCCUUGCUGGACCAUGUGUCAAACAUUAUCCAACAGCCGCCAUUCACAUCUGGACUCAAAUUCAUUCCAGACAUGAAUACUGUCUUCCUCUGGGAAGCAAAACAGACCGUCAACAGAAAUGUUUGCUUCAGGGUGAUUUUUCACUAUCAGGCUGAGUGCAUGUGUUUUUUUUUCAUUUGAUCAUAUGAUCAUACUGCUUUCACUGUUGUUUCAAUCAAUUCAGGCUGAAUCUAUUGGGACUCAUGUAUUUGGACUAAAUAGUAUAUCGAGUAAAGCACCUCCCACACUCUCUUAUUAAACAAUUCCUGGGUAAGUUCAGCACAGGUUAGAUGCUGAGUAAAGAUUUUUCUACACUGCACCAUCAAACACUCUCAAAACAAAUAUAACACAGGCUAGUUCCAGACUAAAGUUGCCUCUGGUUUUUAGUCUCACUAACACAACCCAAUCUAAAGCUUCA
Messenger RNA from Chiloscyllium plagiosum (whitespotted bambooshark), 1651 nucleotides. Lineage: Eukaryota; Metazoa; Chordata; Chondrichthyes; Orectolobiformes; Hemiscylliidae. The record is from RefSeq and is a predicted model, not a curated record.